Messenger RNA from Cannabis sativa, 946 nucleotides. Its product is annotated as heavy metal-associated isoprenylated plant protein 24. Bases 321 to 773 code for a protein of 150 amino acids. The record is from RefSeq and is a predicted model, not a curated record. Gene Ontology annotation, molecular function: metal ion binding. The transcript is spliced from 2 exons. Lineage: Eukaryota; Viridiplantae; Streptophyta; Magnoliopsida; Rosales; Cannabaceae.
CAUUUUUCUUGUCACUCAUAAUAUUAUUCACUAUCAUCAUGAUCAUCGAUAUCUCCUUAUAUAUAUAUUAUCUAGCAAAUUAAUUAAGUACCAAGUUAUAAAGAUAAACUACUAGUUCUUCUUUUCAUCAAAACAAUUAUAUAUCUCAGGUUUUGUUUCUGAUUGAUCUUCCAUAUCAAUUAAAUAGAUAGAUCAGUUUAUUAUUAUAACUGUAAAAACUAUAUAUAAGAUAUUUGAGUAAUAACUAACUGGUUAAUAUUAAUAAUAAUCAUCUUUCGUACGUAUAUAUUAUAUUAUCGAAAAAGUGAGUAGAGAGAAAAAUGGGAGUUGAAGGUACUUUGGAGUACUUGUCAGAUCUACUAAGCAGUGUGAAAAAGAAGAAGAAGAAGAAGCAAACACAAACUGUAGCCCUAAAAAUCAGGAUGGACUGCGAGGGCUGUGCCCGCAAGGUCAAGAGCGUUCUCUCCGGCGUCAAAGGGGCAAAAUCGGUAGAAGUGGACCUGAAACAGCAAAAGGCGACAGUGAGUGGCUACGUGGAUCCGAAGAAAGUGUUGAAGGCAGCUCAGUCGACGAAGAAGAAGGUUGAGCUGUGGCCGUACGUUCCGUACAAUAUGGUGGCCAACCCAUACGUAUCUCAGGCGUACGAUAAGAAGGCCCCGCCCAACAUGGUGAGGCGCGUGCCCAACACCGCCACCAUCACCGAGACUACCGUCGACGACUCCUACACCAUUAUGUUCAGUGAUGAGAACCCUAAUUCCUGCACUAUCAUGUAGCUAGAUAUAAUACCUUUUAAGUAUUUUGAGUAAGUACGCACGUGCAAUGUAAUUUGUAUCAAUCAAUCAAUCAAAUAUUUAAAUAUAUAUAUAUAAAUAUAUAUAUAUAUAUAUAUUUAUAUGAUGAAAAGGUGAUCACGGGCCAUGAUGAUCAUCAAAUUUCCCCUGUUUAA